AUGGCCCAUACCGCUCUUUCAGUGGAAGCGAGGCCACUGGCGGAUGGGCUCAUAAGCUAUCAAGAGCCUCAUCAUCUGCCAGUGGGCACCUACUUUGCCCUCAGUCCACCAGUUGAGACUCGAAUCUGGGAAGAUGUGAGGCUCCAACAACAGUGUUUGCCUGCACCAGCUCACAGGCAAUUUGUGCGACAAGCUGCAUACAGCGGCGGCCAUAAAGGACGAGGCAUCGGACAAGAAACUUGGAACAUAUGGAAGCACGACGUAUAUGACCGGUACAUCAUAAGAGAUCAGACGCUGAAACAGAUCAUGGAUCACUAUAAAAGACAGAAAGAGUUCCAUGGAACUCAGAAACAAUGGAAGGACCAGCUGGGGAAAUGGCAAUUCCGCAAGCGAUUGAACUCCGAAGAUGCGGCGUACAUAUGCCAUCAGCUCCGCCGUGGCGAAAGCGACGGCAGGCCAAGACAGGUUCUCUUCAAUGGUCAGCCAAAAACCAUGGACGACAUAUAUGCGUACAUACGAAAGUCCACCAAGGUCAAAAGCGAAGCUGAGCUGAUGGAGUGCUUAAACAUCGAUCAGCCACCUCCACAUAUUGUUUGCGAGGAUCUCGUGCCUAGCGGAGCGGAAGACCUGCGUUCCGCCGGUGCCACAACGAUAUCGCCAGUCGUAAUCCCCGUGCACGUUUCGCCCUUACAUUCUGGCGACCAAGAGAGCAGCAAACCACGGAUAUCUGAAGAGUCUUUCACGCACAUCACAGCUCCUGACCUGGAUGACUUCCGCGCACCAUCCUCGGGAACAUCCAGAAGCGAAGAGAAUGGAAUAGCGUCAGAAGAGGUAAUCAGCGACUCAGACUCCGAGUUUCAUGUGCCACAGAUAUACUCAGAAUGCGGAGAUGGUGUGCUUGAGAUGUCUUCCCAAGAGAGCAUACCAAGGAUGGCUGCACUCAUAUCCAAUUCUCCAAUUCAGACCGACGCAGAUCCAGCAAGUAUAGAGGUUGAGAUAGAUGAGUGGCUCGGAAAGUCCACAAGAGAUACCAUCGGUGACGAUGAAGCAUCACGACAGCGAGCCUUCAAGUUUUUACGGCACUGCUGUGCUGUUGCGAUCCACACCGGCCAGACCAGUAAGAUCUUCACCGAGUAUGCCCAACGCGCAUCCAUACAGGCAGUCGCAGUGUUUGGCGACAUUUUCCGACUCCAUCCAUGGGACGGUGUGAGCGUGCUGAACCACAUGGUGGCACUGUUGAGCAUUUACGGACAUGAAUUUGUCCCUGCAGAUAUACUCAGAAACAUCAGAAACGACCUGCACAACACAAUUCGAAACCGCAGUUCGCUUGAUCAGCAGGCACCAUACGUCUCGGUGAUCCUAUCGACUUUGGACUUCUUUUCGCAGAUCCCGUACUCGAAGCAAAUUGAGCCGUCGUAUAGACUGACCGACUUAGCGGAAAUGGUGGAUUCUGCGAAGAAAGCCUUCACCCCAGGAACGCAUGACCAGUUCUGGCUCUCAACGACGUACCUGCAUGCUUGGGCGUUGCUUGAGAUGCGAGAAAACAAUGAAGCAUACAAGAUCCUUAGGGACCUGAGACCUGAGGUAGAAGAAGUAUUUGGUCGAUCCAAGUUUCAAACCAUCAAUUGGAUAGCCACUCUGGCUCGAGCUGAGUCGGCCAUCGGCAAGAAGACCGCGGCCAUGAACACGUAUAGGGAUCUUUUCGAAGCACGCAUUAGUCCCCAGUUCUCGGACAUGCACGCUCAGUAUUGGGAUGGACAAUAUCGUCUGGCCUGCUAUACCCGCAAACAUGUUGAUGCUGCCCGUUGGAGCGAGGAGCAGAAGCGCGUAGCAAGAAUGGAUAUCGCGGACAGGCUGCAAGCGACUUUGCGAUGGCGAGCAGAACAUCUGGGCCCUCACAACCCGGUCAGCCUGCAGAACGAGCGCGCACUGCGUAACGUGCUGAAAAAGCUCGGUCUCGUUGGCGAGGAUCCGACGUAUACCGAGAUCGUCAAGAAGAACUUGACCGGUCUUUAG
Cyphellophora attinorum is the source of this 2016-nucleotide messenger RNA. RefSeq lists its product as uncharacterized. Bases 1 to 2016 code for a protein of 671 amino acids. The transcript has 2 exons. Lineage: Eukaryota; Fungi; Ascomycota; Eurotiomycetes; Chaetothyriales; Cyphellophoraceae. The record is from RefSeq and is a predicted model, not a curated record.